UUCUAAGCAACAACUUGGUUAAUAUCAUAUUCUCAGCCACAACUUGGUCUAUAGCAUCAUGAAGAGUACUGAUGUGAAUCUUGUUCAUUUCUUAUCAGUAUUGUCUUUGUCAUUUCUGUUGUUUACGACGGUAUCGGCACUAACAAAUUCAAAUGAUGUGAAGGCGAUACAGUUGUUGAUAGAUAAUUAUCAUUCGCUUGGGUCUUUAGCAACGGAUGAUCAAGCUGAUCCUUGUCUUCCUGAACCAUAUUCAUGGGUUAACUGUAGCUCCGGUGAUACCCCUCGAGUAACAGCAUUAAAUCUGCACCACUCUGGAGCACUAUAUAAUGGAGAUCUCUACGAUUUUAGUGCCUUAGAUGCACUUGAAAUCAUAGACUUAAGCGAUAAUAUUUUGGGACAAGAGUUUCCUGAUUUUCUUGCCGACUUCCCUAAACUUAAAGUGCUGAAUUUGGCGAAUAACUUUUUCACUGGAACAGUGCCUACUUCAUUAAGGAAAAAAUCGAAGGAAGGAACGCUAAAUUUGACGUUGACGGGAGAGGGAAUGAAUGAGUUGUGUUUUUCUGAUAAAGACGUAUGCCCGACCACAAAAGGGACAAAAACUUCGCCAGGAAUAGAUGAAGAAACAUCAACCAACAGUGGAUCACUGGUAUCAUUAUCAUCAUCCUAUGACUUUAUGACUUUAAAGAAAUUGGUGCCGAAGAGUUUCAAAUUCGGAUCACUGGUAUCAUUAUCAUCACCCAAUGAUUGUAUGAGUGUUAUCAACAAUAUAUGAUUUUUCAGGAUUUCUGGAAGAGGAAGGUUCCAUGGAAAAGAAGGAAAGAGGGAAGGUGCAUAUUUUAUACCCACAAAAUGGAAAAAGUUGUGUGGUGUACCACCUUAAAUAAUAUGUGGCGCAUCCCAAAUACAUUAAAACCUCUCCUGAAGAAUACUCUAUAUAGGAAUAAACUCCAUAUAAGAAUAAAAAUUUGUGGUCCCGAUUUGGACCAGUUGUAUUUAAGAAUAAACUCCAUAUUGGAAUAAGUCAUAAAUUUUUCCGGUCUCGUCUUAAGGAACUUACCUCCAUAUAAGAAUAAUUGACAUUAUAAAAUAAAUAUCAUAGGAUUUGUCAUGCAUCAAAGUUUAAGAUGAAGAGCUUCUUGUAACCAUUUUACAAAAUCAUUUGGCUUCAAAGUGGAAUCUUUACUUUUCUGUGAACA
Messenger RNA from Papaver somniferum (opium poppy), 1196 nucleotides. RefSeq names its product LRR receptor-like serine/threonine-protein kinase IOS1. The record is from RefSeq and is a predicted model, not a curated record. Lineage: Eukaryota; Viridiplantae; Streptophyta; Magnoliopsida; Ranunculales; Papaveraceae. Bases 59 to 772 code for a protein of 237 amino acids. Gene Ontology annotation, molecular function: protein binding. The transcript has 7 exons.